Molecule: messenger RNA, 2764 nt
Organism: Acipenser ruthenus (sterlet)
Lineage: Eukaryota; Metazoa; Chordata; Actinopteri; Acipenseriformes; Acipenseridae
Product: microtubule-associated protein RP/EB family member 1-like
Exons: 9
Coding region: 227-1081 (284 amino acids)
Biological process (GO): regulation of microtubule polymerization or depolymerization; spindle assembly; protein localization to microtubule plus-end
Cellular component (GO): spindle midzone; microtubule organizing center; cytoplasmic microtubule
Molecular function (GO): microtubule plus-end binding
Source: RefSeq, a predicted model, not a curated record
GUCUGAGUGAUUGACGCAGCUCGGAGGACACACACCAGCAUCAGAGUUCAACCGUUACGUUGUGACGUCGUGCGCAGAUUGAACAAACUGAGGGGACGGAACGAAAGAAACCGGCGGCAGACAGGCAGAAAGAAAGAAAAAGAGAAUUAAAUAUUACAGAUAAAUUAAUUUAUUGUUUUUACUCGUUGAAUAUACCGGAGACCGAAAAUAAAAGAAAUUAAAGAAGAUGGCAGUGAACGUAUAUUCAACUUCUGUUACCAGUGAUAAUUUGAGUCGACAUGACAUGUUGGCAUGGAUAAACGAAUCUCUACAAAUGAACCUUACUAAGAUUGAGUUGCUCUGUUCAGGCUCUGUAUACUGCCAGUUCAUGGACAUGCUUUUCCCAGGCUGUAUGCCAAUGAAGAAAGUGAAAUUUCAAGCCAAACUGGAACACGAAUUCAUCCACAAUUAUAAACUUUUACAAGCAAGCUUCAAGAGAAUGGGUGUUGACAAAAUUAUCCCUGUGGACAAAUUAAUAAAAGGAAAAUUCCAAGACAACUUUGAAUUUGUUCAGUGGUUCAAGAAAUUCUUUGAUGCCAACUACGAUGGGAAAGAUUAUGACCCAGUUGGUGCCAGACAAGGUCAGGAGACUGCACCCUCACUCAAUACUUCCACGUCUGCCCUGAACAAACCCAAGAAAAUCCCCAUCACAGGGGGAACAGAUUUAAGACCCACUUCAGAGUUGGAUCCCUUAAGAAAACCAGCAGCAAAAAUUGCCCCUCAGAGGACCACAGCGGUGGCAAAGACAGCACCUGCCCCUAAAGUCGGGGCAGGGGCAGGAGCAGCCAGGAGACCAGGGCCAACAGGAAACUGUGAUGAAGAAAAGACUGAGCUUAUUCAGGAGGUUAACUUACUAAAAAUCACAAUUGAAGAUAUGGAGAAGGAGCGAGAUUUUUACUUUGGCAAACUGAGGAAUAUUGAACUUAUCUGCCAAGAGAAAGAAGGGGAAAGUGACCCAACAUUACAAAAGAUUGUUGACAUCCUGUAUGCUACAGAUGCUGUGUCCAAUUGCCUGGAGUCAGAGACGGCUACAAGCAAUUGAGAGAUGUACAAAGUAUAUGCUGGGGAGGGCUUUGUGAUACCAGAUGGCGAAUCACCACAGGAGCAAGAGGAAUACUAACAUUCCACACUUGAUGCGACUUCUAGAUCACCUGUACCCCCACCAGAUCAUGUUAUGCAUUUGGUUCUGAACAAACUUUAUAUAAAAAUAUUUGUGUAAGCAAAAACAAAAUCCAAUUUCAAGUACCUCCUUUCUUAAAACUUGCACUUUGCAAAGUUCUUUAUCCUUGACCUGAAUAAACAUGGAAAUCUGAUGACUGCGGAGCUGUAUUGUUUCCAGCGGAGUAAAAUGACACAGAAAUGUCAGUCUUCAGAAUGUAUUUCCUCAUUUUCUUUUCUAUGGGGUGGGAUGGGGGAAGAGACACACAAAGGUGUGCAGCACCUUCUUUGUUGUAUUUGUUUGUUUUUUACUUAUAAGCUUGUGAUCUGCCACCUCUUUAUGUAGUUUAAAACAAGCACAUCUUCUGAAUAUUGUGCUGGUUUAUGGAUUGCUGGUAAUUUCAGAUGUUACAGAUAUGUAAGAUUUGAUAUUUUUACCGUUAUAAGCAAUUUGCAUAUAGUAGAAUAUUAUUGGGGGUGGGCAGGUGGAAGAGACAGUGCUUGUGCUCAUAACUGAUCACUCCCACACAAUAGAAAGAAUGUUUAAAAAAUAAAUACAAAUGGUGACCAUUUAUGAGGGUCAAUUUUGAGGGUUACUGAAUCGACAAUAGUGUUGAAAUGUGACUUCAGGCAUUGCACAGUUCAAGUAACUCGCAGAAGGAAUUAUACUGUACCCCAUGAAGCCUGCAGAGUGCUGUUAUUUUUUGUCUUGUAUUUGCACCCUGGAAAAAAAUGAACUUGAGUGUAACGGAUGCACUGUCGUUUUUUUUUUUUUUUCUCAGUGUUUCAAUUUGAUUUUGGCUUAUGAUGAGAAUCCCCAUAAAAAUGAAUGAAUAAAUCAAAAAUACCUUUUAAUUCUCUUCAGUACAGGGGAAGUAAAAGUGUUUAUAUUAUCACAGUCACCUGCUGACAUUUUAAUUUAAAUGUUGAGCCUGAAUCCUAAAAUUCGCAGUAAAAACUACAAUCUCUCUUUUAGAAAUUGCACCUUCCUGUAGUGCAAUUGCUUUAACAUCCUUGCUAUUAAUGAUACAUUUGCCUCAGAGAGAAGUAUUUGGCUAUUUAUUAAAAUUCGUAGUACAGUAGAAUUGAUCAUGUCAGGACUUUUUAGCCAAACACUUAUGAUUGGGGAUGGGGUUAGGGAUUCCAUUGAUGUAAAAAGAAAAAAAAAGGUGUUGUAUAAUUUAAUGACUGCCGUCAGUUGGCUUUUUAAUAGUUGUAUAUGUGCCAAUAUCUCUCCGGCCUUGUCUUGUUCUAGGUCCAUUUUAGGUUUGCUUGCAUUUAAAUAUAAGUUUGUUACGUUUUUUGGAAAUGUUUUGUGAUGGUGGAAUAUGGAAAGACUCUAACCGAAUUUUAGAAGUUGCCAAAAAACGUACAGUAACUAGCCAUUGUUGGACGACAAACUACAGUGGUGCUAUCUCAAAAUUCUCUGGUGGCCUUUUACAGUUUGUUGCCCUAAGAUUCCUGUACACUGUGGACUAAACACCACUAUUGGUCUUUUUCUGCAGGGCGUUUUUUAUUUACUGAAGUCGGUUUCUUACUAACAAUAAAGUUCUGUAUUUCCAAACUG